ACGACCAAGUCAAACCGGAGUUCGAUUAUGAAGAUGAUUCCACUGAUGAUGAAGAUUGAAAAUAUUCAUUAAAAACAUGUCGUUAUAGGCGCACAGGUGACAAAAGUUUAUAAUGACGGCGGAGAAGACAAAAGGGCAUUUCGCCAAGAUGCCGCCAGCCACAAAGAAGGUCGCACCGGACGGCGGCUGGGCGUGGAUGGUCUGCUUAGGUGUUAGUUUAGUCAAUUUUUCAACUCGCUCCCUCGAGCCGUCGUUCGGUCUCCUCUUCAAGGAUUUGCUGGACGACCUGGGCGUGCACACCACAGGCGCUUCCGUCAUCGCCAGCACCCUCGACGCGGUCGUCAACUUCUCCGGUUUCUUCGUGGGGCCCGUCAUCAAAACCUUCUCCUAUAGAAAAGUGUGUUUCGUCGGCUCCAUGAUAUGCGCCAUGGGUCUUCUAUUCACCGCCCCAGCUAAUAGCAUGGGCCAUAUAUUGGCGACUUACAGCACUUUUGGGGGUUUCGGUGUAGGUUUAGCAUCUGCGUCUUCCUUCGUGUCGCUCAACCAUUACUUCUCAAAAAAGCGCGGACAGGCCGUUGGUUUGUCCAUGGCUGGCACCGGGUUCGGUCUGAUGGUGAUGCCACAGCUAGUGAAACUGCUGUUAGGCCAAUACGGCUUCAGGUGGACUGUGGUCAUACUGGGCGCGUUGGCCUUCCACGCAGUACUGGGUUCGUGUCUGCUCCAACCAGUCAAGAGACAUUUGAAGGAGGUGCCUGUUGACUGCGAAAUGCAACAAGUUAAGGAAAUGGAGUGCAUACUAGAAAGCGACGAAGAGGCGGAAGACAAAUUCGAGAGCAACCCACUAGUCACACAUCAGUUGACGAAGCUUACAACACCUCAAAGAUCCCACGCCAACAUGAACCAUCCAUCGGUGCGGACUAUAGGAAUGCCUCGAGCGAAGACUUGUGAUAAACCUUUACCAGAAUUCGAGAGGAAUUCUAAAUUCGUUGGGUUAACGACCGCCGCGUCCGUCGCGGCUAUGCAUAGAGUGACAUCUAGCGGGAGUAUGAGUGAAGCGGCGCGCAAGAGGAAGGCGUCAGUUAUAUCCAACAUUUCGAAUAUGGAUUUCACUGGCAGCUAUUUGCAGCUGUACCUUGAUACAGCCGACGAGGAAGCGAUACAAAUGAAAGCAAUAAAAAAACCCGAACUAGAGGACGAGAACAAGAAGGGUUUCUUUAAGAGAUUCAUUGCGCUUAUGGACUUGGACUUACUAAAAGACUGGUCGUUUUUGAACCUUUUACUGGGCCUCUCACUUUUUUGGAGUGGCGAGUUGCAAUUUAGGAUGUUGACGCCAUUUUUUAUAAGAAGCUUGGGGUACAACAUGAGUGACACGGCGUUUUGCCUAUCAAUGACCGCGAUCACUGAUAUAUUGGUGCGGUUGAUACUACCCCCUAUAUUCGAUAGGACUACUAUAUCAAAGAAGAUGAUAUUCUUCGUGUCUGCUUUCUUUUUAGCGGCUACCAGAUCGGUACUCGCUGAGCAAUCCGAAUGGGUGCCGUUGAUGAUCUGGCUGUCCAUCUGCGGAUUCUUCCGAGGCAUGUGUCUUAGUAACUUCACUCUCACAAUAUCCGAAUACUGCCCCCUCGAGAAAUUGCCGGCCGCUUUCGGUCUGCACAUGGUCAGCAAGGGGGUCUUCGUGGUGGCUAUUGGGCCACUCAUUGGUUACGUGAGGGACUACACAGGCAGCUUCGCCGUAUGUAUCCAUGUACAAAAUGCACUAAUAAUGUCCUGUGUGCUCGUAUGGGGUAUCGAAUACGCUCUACAGUUCACGAGACGCAGAAAAGUAGUGCAGAUUUAGUAUCUGCCAGAUUCGUCGAAUAAACGCCUUUAUGUACGUUGUAGUAAGAUUUUAUGUUGAUAAUUUGAUAACUGCCCAUCAAGGAGCUUUCCAUUUAAACUCCUACUGUGUAUUCAGAUUAUUUAUAUUUGACCGUGUCGUAUGCAAUAUGUUUUGUCUCGCUCUUAUCAGUCGUAUAUGUUUAAUGAAAGAAGGAGACAUACUUAAGGUAAAACAGUCGUGUACGCAGUUUUCUAAGGUUAAAAUGAUAUUAAAAUAUAGACAAUUGUUUAUAUGUUUAGGUAUAGU
This is a messenger RNA of Chilo suppressalis (striped riceborer), 2125 nucleotides long. The record is from the annotation of a GenBank genome assembly. NCBI's taxonomy places the organism in Eukaryota, Metazoa, Arthropoda, Insecta, Lepidoptera, Crambidae.